CUUGUCAUGAUUCCAGCCCUGACAUUCUUAUCUCUGCUUUUAGUGACUGGAGUUAUCGGAAGUAGCCUUGUUCUGUUGGUCUACUGGAGAAAGCGCUCCAAGACACCCGAGAAAGUGUUCAUCCUGGUAGUGGCUGUGUACGAUCUAUUAAUAAACUCAAUCACGAUUCCAGGUAAAUUUUAAUAUCCUUACAUAUUUUUAAAAAAAAUAGAGUUUUAAGUUCGUUAUAAAAGCAAUUAACGUUAGUAAUCUUAUCCGGAAAAUAAUGUCAAAUGAAAGAACAAUUUGAGUAAGUUAAUGAGACCGAUUAUGUAUUCAAGAAAACAAGUGUUUAUGUAUGCAUUUUGUUGUUAAUAUGUGUUUUAAAAAAACAAUGAAGAAAAAAAAUUAAAAUAAAUUUGAUUUUUUGGACUGAUUUUGGUAAGGAGCAUCAUUGAUUUACCAUAAUUGAUUAAUGUGUUUCCAUAUAGGAGAGAUCUACCAGUCACUCAAUGACUGGGACUUUGACCAUCCCACAGUUUGCAGAAUUCAGCAAUAUUUCAGCGCCUCUGUGGUCAUUGGUUCCGGUCUUGUGCUGGUGGCAAUAGCGGGGACCAGGUAUGUGGUCUAG
Molecule: messenger RNA, 610 nt
Organism: Lymnaea stagnalis (great pond snail)
Lineage: Eukaryota; Metazoa; Mollusca; Gastropoda; Lymnaeidae
Source: the annotation of a GenBank genome assembly